AUCAUCGUAAUUUGGAGAUUGGAGAUUGGAUAUUGGAUAUUGGGGUGUUUUUACUUCAAAAUAUUAAGAGAACUGGUUUACAAUUUUCUGAUGACAUUUUAAUAUCCAUACUUGUUUGUCUCAUGUCAAGAGACAAGCAUUUAAUGUUGACAUGCAAACAAGAACAUACCGAAGAAUUAAAAACUAUGGUUGAACAGAUCUUUCAUAAUGUUUUUGGCUUGAGUUGUGCAACUGUCACUUGCGAUACCUCGCAAACUCCUGCUGACUUUAUUGCCAAUCUUUUUAGUCGACCAAAAGACGAUAAUUCUUAUUCUUCAAAUAGUACUCAUAUUGGUAAUUCCAUUCAAAAUAGUGCUGAGGAUUCAUUUAAUCGUUUACAACCACAAAAGUCUUACAGAUCAUUAAUAACAACAAGUUCGACAAAUUCAUUUGAGAAAAAACCACCCCAGGAAUUUAAAGGAAUAAAACGACAAUCUAAUUUAUCUCAUAGCCCUAGUCAUCUAUAUCAUAAUACAAAUUCAUCUAUAGACACUAAUUUUAGUGAUGACGAUGAAUUAUCAAUUAAUGAAGUUGAUGAAUAUAGCUCACGAAAGUUGAAUGGACGUUCUAGAACUCUUGAUAGUCCUAAGGAAUCAAAUUUCGUUUCAUCAAACUCCCAUCCACGUAGGAGAAAUACUUUUCUCGCAUCUCCAACAUCAACUCAACCUAUUGACAUUCCACAACGUCCAAAUCUUAGCAUAUAUACCGGUUCUCCACGAAAAAAUACAUAUUCUUCAAAUUAUUCACACUUAAACUCAUAUUCUCAAUCUCCAAAUACUCCAAUUGACUUUUCAAGUACUGGAGGUUUUGAUUCAUAUUCUCCUCAUAAUUCUUCGUCUCGAAAAUUGGCUCAAGCUGUGAUAAUAGAGAGUUUAUCUAAUGCUAAUGAAAUAAUCUUUGCAUUUUUACUGGAGAUUCUUGCUCAUAAAGAAGUAACCGAUAAAUCAACAACUUUCUAUUUGCCAAAACCAUUUCUUAUUGUAGCUUUAUUACCAGAAACAUAUCCAAGAUAUAGUCUACCUAAUCAAUUGGAAAUUGACAAAUUAUCAAAAGAUAUGGAUAAUGUUUCAGUUCAUAAUGACAUGCAACGAUAUAUGCGAGAUAUUGUUGUUGGAUUACGAACGCAUAGAAUUGUCAAAAGAGGCAUAACGGCUCGAGCUUCAACCGAUUUGGUAACAUUUGUAAAGUAA
This is a messenger RNA of Racocetra fulgida, 1229 nucleotides long. The record is from the annotation of a GenBank genome assembly. NCBI's taxonomy places the organism in Eukaryota, Fungi, Glomeromycota, Glomeromycetes, Diversisporales, Gigasporaceae.